AUGGUAUCCAUAGCCCCUGUUCUUGCAGACGCCGUGUCGGACCUCUCCUGUCCUCCGCACCAUCCGAACUGCCCGGAGGAGGAGCGAGACCCUAUCGCUCUCUUCCAGGGCCUUCAUGCCGUCAUUCUUCUGCCAUUUUUCACGACAAUUCCACUGGUCGUAGGAAUCAUCGAGCAAGCCCGCAUGCCCCUACAAACUCAAUGUCUGACUGGACUUAAGCUGCAAACUGCGGCGUUCAUGCUCUCCGCCGUUUCCUGGGUCCCUAGAGUCUCUGUCCCAUGGGAUCUCUACCUCGAUGGUGGACACCCGAUCAUUUUAAUUAUCAAUGCAUGGUACCAUAUGGUUGGGUUUGUCGCUGUCAACGAUGUAGUCUUUGCUCUGGGGCAGGGAAUCUUGUUGUGGCUGUCUUUGCGACAGAUCAGAUGUGCAGGCGAAGGAGAAAGACAGCCGCUUUUGGGGUGA
Penicillium brasilianum is the source of this 462-nucleotide messenger RNA. The record is from the annotation of a GenBank genome assembly. Lineage: Eukaryota; Fungi; Ascomycota; Eurotiomycetes; Eurotiales; Aspergillaceae.